GAAUAAGAUGGCGGCAGCGAUCGCAUUGAGGAGCUGUUACAGGGCUGCGGGGCACCUGAAGCAUUUGGGUGGCUCUUCUUGGAAACAGGAAGCAGAAUACUGGGCUAGAUGGAUCUUGAUGUGAUCCUGGGCUCACUCCUUUGUAGGUCACAUAUGCUCCGUGUUCGCCAUGUUAGAUUGUAUAGUAGCAUUCGUUUGCUAAAGGCAAAAUACAUUUGUGGGUUUGACAAGUCUGUGUGGAGGUAUCGACAUCAACACCGAUUGUUUAGAACAACUGUUGUUUCAAAUGGCCAAAUUGUCCAGUUCAAGCUCUCUGAUAUUGGAGAAGGAAUCACAGAGGUGACUGUAAAGGAAUGGUAUGUAAAAGAAGGCGAUGUUGUGUCGCAGUUUGACAGCAUCUGUGAAGUACAAAGCGAUAAAGCCUCCGUCACUAUCACCAGCCGCUAUGAUGGCAUCAUUAGAAAACUCCAUUAUGAGUUAGAUGAAAUAGCCCAUGUGGGGAAACCUCUGGUGGAUAUAGAAACAGCUACCUUGAAAGAUGUAGCUCCCGAAGAGGAUGUUGUUGAAACACCUGCUGUGUCGCAUGAAGAACAGACCCACCAAGAGAUUAAGGGCCACAAAACCUUGGCGACUCCAGCUGUUCGACGCCUUGCCAUGGAAAACAAUAUUAAACUGAGCGAAGUCAUUGGAACAGGGAAAGAUGACCGGAUCCUCAAAGAAGACAUUCUCAAUUACCUGGCCAAGCAGACAGGAGCAAUUUUACCUCUUUCGCCAAAGCCUGAAAUAAUCCCGCCUUCACCAAAAUUGCAGCCUGCAGCAAGCACGGCAAAGGAGAAAGCAUUGAGAAUUCCUGCGCCCAUUUCCAAGCCUGUAGUAAUUACAGGGAAAGAUAAAACAGUGCCUUUAUCAGGAUUCCAGAAGGUAAUGGUGAAAACCAUGACUGCUGCUUUGAAAAUUCCUCACUUUGGUUAUUGUGAUGAGGUUGAUCUCACUCAUCUCAUCCAGUUGAGAGGGGAGUUGAAACCUAUAGCACAAGAACGGGGGGUUAACCUCUCCUUCAUGCCCUUCUUUUUAAAGGCUGCUUCUUUAGGCUUAUUACAUUACCCUAUUCUUAAUGCUUCUGUGGAUGACAACUGCGAAAACAUCACAUACAAGGCUUCUCACAACAUUGGUAUUGCUAUGGAUACAGGACAAGGCUUGCUUGUCCCGAAUGUAAAGAACGUUCAGGCCUGUAGCUUGUUUGAGAUUGCAGCAGAGUUAAACCGCCUACAAAACCUGGGGUCUGCUAACCAGCUGGGAACAAAUGACCUCACUGGAGGAACGUUCACACUUUCCAACAUUGGCACAAUUGGUGGUACAUAUGCAAAGCCAGUGAUCCUACCUCCUGAAGUAGCUAUUGGAGCUCUUGGAAAGAUACAGAUCGUUCCUCGAUUUAACAGUAAGGGUGAAGUAUGUAAAGCACAGAUAAUGAAUGUGAGCUGGUCAGCUGAUCACAGAAUCAUCGAUGGCGCAACCAUGUCCCGUUUUUCUAACUUAUGGAAAUCGUACUUGGAGAACCCUGCUUCCAUGCUGCUGGAUCUUAAAUAAAGAAAAGUAAUGGCUGGACAGUUCCUUUUAAAUUUUGAACAGCUAUCAAGCUAGCUAUGCUAGCAAGUGCCCUUAAAAAUGACAUUUUAUAAUUCACAGUUACAUUGUGUGACAGACAGGGCUAUCAGCUCACUGGCCAAUGCAUUGAUUGUCUGUUACAUUCUGCCUAGUUGUGUAAUAAUAUAAAUUAUUUGGCUGAAGGCCAUCAUAGUUCAUAGCAUGAUUCCUUGGGAAGGCGGUGGGAAAUUUGUGGUGAUGAAGCAAUGCUCUAUUCCACUAAAUUGACAUUAGCGGAAGAAGGCUGUUAAAGUUACUUGUGGGAUUUUUGUUUUUAAUUGCUUGUGCUGUUCACAAAAUAAAUUAUGUCAAAGUUUAUUCCUGAUUAGAAACAAGAAUUUCUAUUUGAAAAAAAUAAAGGGAUGCUACUAAGUUCUAAUGUAGCUAAUACACUACAAAUAA
Molecule: messenger RNA, 2046 nt
Organism: Elgaria multicarinata webbii
Lineage: Eukaryota; Metazoa; Chordata; Lepidosauria; Squamata; Anguidae
Gene: DBT
Product: dihydrolipoamide branched chain transacylase E2
Exons: 12
Coding region: 109-1587 (492 amino acids)
Cellular component (GO): cytoplasm; mitochondrion
Molecular function (GO): acetyltransferase activity; lipoic acid binding
Source: RefSeq, a predicted model, not a curated record